CGACGCUUUGUGUCUCUGCAAAACAACCAGGCAAAAUGAAAUAUGUUUCUCGUGAGGCAAAACCGAAGAGUGGGAAACGGAAACCAGAGAGUAGGGCGUUUGACACCUGACGACACACGCUCCCACACGCACGCUCCCCUCACAAGACUCCGACUACACUUCCUCUGUUUACUUCCUUCUAAAGCGCGACGAGCGCUGCUGGUCGUCAGACGGCGUGGACGCACGAUGGAGGGAACGUGUUGAACGUCUGACUCAGAUUACGAUUGAGCACAAGAAGUCACACAUCAAAAUGGAUUACAAAUAUCACGGUGGAAUUGAACUGCUCUUGGCUCACAUGAACAUAGAGGACAUCAUCAACGCUGCAGAAACUCUGUAUCAGCUUGAGGAGGAGGAGGGGGAGGAGGCAGGCUUGUCAUUCGAGGACGAAGGUCUCUCUCAGGAGGAAAUGGAUGAGAUUGAGGAGACGGGGGAUUCGGAGAAGGAGCAGGAAGAAUAUUCGGGUGCAGUUGGUGGUGUUCGGUACGGGACGGCGUCAGACCUCCUUUCCUUUGUCAACCUGCUCUCUAACAUGAAGGCGGCAGCGCUGCAGCACCUGCCUCAGGAGAUGGGAGUCCUGCUGAAUAAGGACAUGGUUGUGAAAAAAGGCCGUUACCAGAUCAACUUGGAUGUGCUCCUGUUUCCAUGGAAAUUAAUCUACAAGAAUCCUGGGACUGGCCUUGUGCCCAAGGGCUCAUUUGGGAAAGUCCACUUGGCUCAGGACAUCAAAACCAGGAAGAGAAUGGCUUGCAAACUGAUUCCCAUGGAGAACUUCAAAGCAGCUGAUGUGGAGUUCCAGGCCCGUUUCCAUCAUGAGAAUAUAGCCGAGCUCUACGGCGCCCUGUUCUGGGACCAGACUGUUCACCUGUUCAUGGAGGCUGGAGAGGGAGGCUCGGUCCUGGAAAAACUGGAGAGCUACGGCCCCAUGAGGGAGUUUGAGAUCAUCUGGGUGACUCAGCAAGUCCUGCGGGGUCUGGAAUAUCUACACUCUAACAAAGUCAUCCAUCACGACAUCAAACCCAGCAACAUCGUUCUGAUGUCAGACAAGGCAGUGCUGGUUGACUUUGGUCUAACUGUGCAGAUGACAGAAGACAUUUACAUUCCCAGAGACCUAAGAGGAACAGAGAUGUAUAUGAGUCCAGAGCUGGUUCUGUGUCGGGGACAUAGCACCAAGACGGACAUCUACAGCCUAGGCACCACCAUCAUCCACAUGCAGACUGGUAGCCCCCCUUGGGUCCGCAGAUACCCUCGCACCGCCUACCCGUCCUACCUCUACAUUAUUGACAAACAGGCACCCCCGCUGGAGGACAUACCGGAGGACUGCAGCUUGGCCAUGCGCUCUUUUCUGGAGCGGGCCCUGGAAAGGAACCCCGCUCUUCGGAGCUGUGCUUCUGAACUGCUGAAAGAUGAGGCCAUCAACCCGCCCAGAGAGGAACAGCCGCGCUGCUGGAGCCUCGACUCGGCCUUGGAGGAAGCUACGCAUACGAUGCUACGGCAACAGAGUCAGCGCCAUGACACCACGCAGGAAUCGUCUCUUUACUCCGAAGGUUCAGGCCAUGUGAGAAGAAAGGGCUCUUUGUACAUUGACCUGGGGGCCUUGUCAGGUUACAGUAAACUGGUGGCAGGUCCUCCCACCUCUGAAUAUGGCUAAUGUCUGUAAAGACUGACAAAUACUUCAGGCGGGGAAACAGCUGCAGGCGACAUCAUACAUAAACUGAAAGUACUGAGAGGACAUCGGUUAUGUGUAACGGAGGGAACCAACUCAACCUGAAACAAAAAACACUGCGGGACAGUGGUUGAAUGUCAGCCGUUGUGAAUAAGGGGGCAUUAAUAAUGUGUGAUGGUUGUACAGGCUUUAUUUCAGUGUGUUAGUAAACACUGUAAUAAACAUAUACUUUGUUCUCAUUAAGUAUUUCUUCCUAAUAAUGUAUACUCUCUGUUAACGUAUGUGUUCACUUUGUCAACAUGUAUAAUGUGUAGUUCAUUAUGAACUUCCUCUUGUUUAUUCCUGUGGAAUAUUAAUGGCAUCAUCGUGUUAUGCAAAUGGAGCUUCUGUAGAAUGCCUGUUAUCUGAUUUGUGCUCUGUACAUCCUCUGAGAUGACACACACACUGUGUUUGUACAACAACAACCCUUUAUUUCGUUUUCCUUGGUACCAAACAUAAAAAAAUACCAAGUAAUUUUAAAAUGAGUAUCAGUCAUGAUGUGGGGAAGAACAAUAAACUGAAAAGCCUA
Molecule: messenger RNA, 2270 nt
Organism: Betta splendens (Siamese fighting fish)
Lineage: Eukaryota; Metazoa; Chordata; Actinopteri; Anabantiformes; Osphronemidae
Gene: map3k8
Product: mitogen-activated protein kinase kinase kinase 8
Exons: 8
Coding region: 290-1687 (465 amino acids)
Biological process (GO): protein phosphorylation
Molecular function (GO): protein kinase activity; ATP binding
Source: RefSeq, a predicted model, not a curated record